AUGAGUGUGAGUGUGAGCGGCGUUCCGCUGCGUCAGCGAGGCCCGGCUCGCCCUUGGAAGGAGGAUCCCGGGAUCCGGGGCGGCCACGCGUCGGAGCGGAAGGGGCGGGACCACGGCGCCCAAGGAGCCCAGGUCCAAGGUCCGCGGCCCGGGGAGGAGGAGAAGCGCCUGGUUUCUGCGCAGACGCCCCGCCCAGGCUGGGGGCGGGGCUUAGGCGAGUCGGGGGUGGGGUCAGAUUCUAGGCCCGCCUCCGCCAGCGCCUGUGAGCCCCAGAGUGCGUGGCCCCCCGGCUUUUUCUGGGGUGCUUCAGGCUACUUGCCCCCCAAAGGCUAUGCUCCUUCGCCCCCACCUCCCUACCCGGUGACAGCUGGGUAUCCAGAGCCGGCGGCGCUGCAUCCUGGACCGGGACAGGCUCCGGUGCCUGCCCCUGCGCCUGGCUUCGCUCUCUUCCCCUCGCCAGGCCCUGUGGCUCCAGGGUCUUCCGCUCCCUUCUUGCCACUGCCAGGGGUGCCUUCUGGCCUCGAAUUCCUGGUGCAGAUUGAUCAAAUCCUGAUUCACCAGAAGGCUGAAAGAGUGGAAACGUUCCUAGGCUGGGAGACCUGUAAUAGGUAUGAACUUCGCUCCGGGACCGGACAGCAACUGGGUCAGGCUGCUGAAGAGAGCAACUGUUGUGCCCGUCUGUGCUGCGGUGCCCGCCGGCCACUUCGUGUCCGCCUAGCGGACCCUGGGGACCGCGAGGUGCUCCGCCUCCUCCGCCCACUUCACUGUGGCUGCAGCUGCUGUCCCUGUGGCCUUCAGGAGAUGGAAGUACAGGCUCCACCUGGCACCACCAUCGGCCACGUGCUACAGACCUGGCAUCCUUUUCUCCCUAAGUUUUCCAUCCUUGAUGCUGAUCGCCAGACGGUCCUUCGAGUUGUAGGGCCUUGCUGGACUUGUGGCUGUGGCACAGACACCAACUUUGAGGUGAAGACGAAGGAUGAGUCUCGAAGCGUGGGCCGCAUCAGCAAACAGUGGGGAGGGCUGCUCCGCGAAGCCCUCACAGACGCCGAUGACUUUGGCCUCCAGUUCCCAAUGGAUCUAGACGUGAGGGUGAAGGCCGUGCUGCUGGGAGCCACGUUCCUCAUUGAUUAUAUGUUCUUCGAGAAGCGAGGAGGCGCUGGGCCCUCUGCCAUCACCAGUUAGAGGCCGCCCCAGGAUGAGGAGACCGUCACCUCAACCAGAAUUCGAGAUGGUUCACCUGCCCUGGCCUUUGCCUCCUGAAGCAACCCUCUCCUUGGUGUACACUGCAGUGGACAGACAGGGGUGGCUGAGUGGC
Messenger RNA from Acomys russatus (golden spiny mouse), 1315 nucleotides. RefSeq names its product phospholipid scramblase 3 (gene Plscr3). Gene Ontology annotation, cellular component: plasma membrane. The record is from RefSeq and is a predicted model, not a curated record. Gene Ontology annotation, molecular function: phospholipid scramblase activity. NCBI's taxonomy places the organism in Eukaryota, Metazoa, Chordata, Mammalia, Rodentia, Muridae. Gene Ontology annotation, biological process: plasma membrane phospholipid scrambling.